Raphanus sativus (radish) is the source of this 1379-nucleotide messenger RNA. Its product is annotated as BON1-associated protein 2-like. Gene Ontology annotation, biological process: defense response. The record is from RefSeq and is a predicted model, not a curated record. The coding region runs from base 272 to 874 and encodes 200 amino acids. The transcript has 2 exons. Lineage: Eukaryota; Viridiplantae; Streptophyta; Magnoliopsida; Brassicales; Brassicaceae.
AGUAUAACAAUUUGAAAAUUUCCCAGAGAAGGCCCUUUCUCAAAAAAAAAAAAAAAAAAAAAUUCCCAGAAAAUAAUAAAAAUAGUUCAUAAGCAAGCGAGUGGAAACCACCCAGAAGGAACUGCGUGUCUUCAUCAGCCAAUUUGUUACAUUAUAUAAACUCAACAUUCAUAUUUUCUCCUACACUACAUCGAAAUAAAACGAUAAGGAAUCUCCUCUACACAGGAUUGGACUUAUAAACAUAACAUCAAACGUCGUGUCGUAUUCAACAAUGCAACGUUCAUUGGAGAUUGAGUUAAUCUCAGCGGAAGGGCUCAAGGUAGAUCGUAAACCGGUGAAGAGAAAGACAUUCUGCGUCGUCAGAAUAGAUCAGAAGACUCGGGUUUGUAAACUUGAUGACUUGGGUGGGAGUUGUCCCACUUGGAAAGACAAAAUCGAGAUGGACAUGCCGAUAAACGGUAGUGUUACGUUUAUCUCUAUCGAGGUGUUAUAUCUAACAAGUGGUGGUGCCAAGAAGAACGUUGGGUACGCAAAGAUUCCUGUGACAGAUUUCAUGGGAGGAUUUUCUCCUCGAGGGCAUGUGAAUUUCUUGAGUUACAGGUUGAGAGACGAGUAUGGCGACAAAAGUGGAAUAGUUAACGUGUCGAUAAUGGUGAAACCCGACUGUAACGAUGUUAAAUAUUCGUCUCCGUCGCCUUCUUCGAUUGUGGCUCCGGUGGACUAUGCGGCGUGUUCUUCUCAGGCUGCGGUGAAUGGUCAAAUGUGGAGACCGAGGACAUCUUCAUCAAUGGCAGUGACGGCUGGUUAUGGUGGUGGUGUAGUAACCGGAGUUCCUGUAUGGUUUAACAAGAACAAUCAGACGUUUAAUGGUUAGAGAACAUGUAGGCCUAGCUCAUGCUAUGAGCUGGGUUGGUUCCUCUCCGGAUGGAGCUGUGAGGAUACGAGCGCAUAAUGAUGGACUGGAUUUCCUCUCAAAGAGGUUGGUGCGCAUUGCUCUCUUAUUUUUGUAUUCCAUAAGAUAUUGUCUCUUUUCUUUUCUAAAUUAAAGAUACAUUUAUGUAAUAAUGGGUUGAACUGCUCUCUAAAGAUAAACCUAAAAUUUAAAAUAUUAAUUUCUUCUUCUAAAGUUCAAAAAAAAAAGGGGUUGAACUGCAUAGUGACUGGAAACUAUCAUAUAUUCUUCAACUUUUGUCGUAAUUAGCACUCUGAUAAAUGAUAAUAAAGUAUCAAUAUCAGCAUAUUAUCAAUGUUCUAAACACUUAUAGACUACAAUUAGGCACAAAGCAAUUUCUUGCUACUUGAUUUGGAUCAUUAAUGUAGUUUGAUUAGUACUCACACUUCACUAUUUGAAUAAAAUAGUCGUUUUAUCAAGUACUCUU